This is a messenger RNA of Prosopis cineraria, 1644 nucleotides long. RefSeq lists its product as uncharacterized. The record is from RefSeq and is a predicted model, not a curated record. Bases 92 to 1453 code for a protein of 453 amino acids. The transcript is spliced from 6 exons. Lineage: Eukaryota; Viridiplantae; Streptophyta; Magnoliopsida; Fabales; Fabaceae.
AACCUGUAAUGGCUCCCAUCAGGGUCCUUCGUCUCUGCACAGUAGCGCAGUACGCCAUUGUUUCUGGCGACGAAAUUGUAGGCCUCUAGUAAUGGCAGCUAUUGCCAUUGCUUCGCCAAAAUCUUCAAUUUUACAGAACCCCAUCUAUUUCAACGAAUCAAGUUCGAAUUUUCUUGGUGGUUCUUUGAAGGGCCUUUGUUUACAUCUAAAACCAACACAACAACGAAGAAAUUCCACAAAUUUGGUUGUGGCUUCAGCCGGUACCAGCACCACCGUCACAACACAAGAUAGCGGCAAUCCAAGUGGCAGAUUUUACUUCAAUUUCACUGGGUUUCCUUUCCCUUUGGGUCCUUUCCUCAAUAGGCGUACUAUCAGGACGGAGGCCGUGAAGGGAUGUAUAUGGCUGUUUGAGCAAGAGCAAGCCUUAGGUUUCAGCAGUGUUUCAACAAACAUUAGGAUGACUGUUAUCAAACUCAAAUCUGGAGGCCUAUGGGUACAUGCACCCAUUGCUCCAACUGAUGAAUGCAUGAAGCUUGUCAAAGAGUUGGGAGCUCCAGUGGAAUAUAUUGUUCUUCCUACUUUUGCUUAUGAGCAUAAAAUAUUCGUUGGUCCAUUUUCUAGAAAGUUUCCACGUGCUCAAGUAUGGGUGGCACCAAGGCAAUGGAGUUGGCCAUUGAACUUACCACUAGAAUUUUUUGGGAUUUUCCGAUCUAAAACAUUGAAAGAUGAUGAUUCAUCUACCCCCUGGGCUGAUGAAAUUGAGCACAAAAUUCUAAGCUCCCCAGAAGUUGGGAUUGGGCCAUAUGUGGAGGUAGCUUUCUACCAUAAGCGUUCAAGAACACUAUUGGUGACAGAUGCUGUUAUUUUUGUCCCCAGACAGCCACCAGAGUGUAUCAGCAAAGAAUCACUGUUAGCAUCUGCAAAAAAUGGUUUGGCAGUAAAAAUUCUUAGUAAAGGAAAGGAAGUUCCUGACGAACCAGUUGUUGACAACAAAAGGAACCGCCAAAAAGGAUGGGAAAGGAUGGUUCUACAAAUCUUGUUUCUUGGCCCAUCAAAUCUCUUGGAACCAAAUGCUAGCUUUGAACAGAUGUCACAGAAGUUGAUUGUUUCACCUAUUGUGAAGACACUGGUCUUCAGUAAAGUUCCUGAAAAGGUGAGAGAAUGGGUUUAUAGCAUUUCUCGGGAUUGGAGAUUCAAGAGAAUAAUCCCUGCUCAUUUUGCUGCUCCAAUAAAUGCGAGUAGUUCUGAUUUCCGGGCAGCAUUCGCAUUUCUGGAUGAGCUUCUGGGCGAGCGAUAUGUUAGUCAGCUUUCACUCUCUCUUGUAUUUUCAUCAAUCAUGGGAAAAGCUGCAAGCUAUUUUCCUCCCGAUGACAUGAGGACAUUAUCAUCUCUAGACCAGUUCUUGGUUUCAGUCGGAGCUGUAAAGAAAACUGUCUCAGGCAGGAAGCAGUGAGGCCAGAAUUUAACAACUUGUCCUGCUCACACUUUAAAGUAUGUACAUAUUUGUAAUAGUAAGAGCUUUCUCAGCAAGAUUUUGAUGCCUUACAUAGGAAAAUGUUGUGAAAUCCGGGAAAAAAUGAUUCCAAUAUCUGUAUGAUAUGUGAGCUUCAAAAAGGACAAAACUUAAGCUUGAAGUUUCUUUAA